AUGCCACUGCUGCUACUGCCUGAUCAUCAAACCACAGAGCCUAAACUAUCAAGGGACAGAAGCAGUGUGAAAAGCGGUGUUUCCUUUGAGCUGAUAUUGUCUGGAAUGGGAGGAGAUGUGUGGCAGCUGGGCAUCCAGCUGUGCAUUACUGCUGUGCUGCUCUUCGGUGGAGGAAGAGGGAGAGAGUUCCCUGGCAGCCUGAGCUGCCUGAAUAACUACGUGACUACCGUGAGCUGCACGUGGGCAAUGGAGGAGCCUGUGGGCGAUGGACCUUUCCACCUGCAUUUCACCAACCUCUGGUCAAAGGGCCACAACGCCAGCUGCAAACUGACUGCCAGAGAGAGCAUGCAGAAUCGGUACCACUGCACAAUCCAUUUAGCCAGCCAGAUCUUGGAAACAGAUGGUUAUAGAGUCUCUCUCCAAGGCAACUUCUUUGGACGUAAUCACACGUACAUUAUCUUUGCAGAGUACAAUCCCCGCAAGCACAUAAAACUUGAUCCACCUUUGAACAUCCAGAGCAACAUCACUGCCAGCAAGUGUCAGAUAUGGUGGAGUGUGCCUUGGUACCUCGUUGAAAUUCUUCAAUAUGAGCUGCAGUAUAAGGAGUACAGCAUGUCCUGGGAGAUCGCAUUGAACAAGACACCACCCAGUUCACUGCCACAGAUAGAAAUUGAAGCCACAGAGCUUCGCAGUGGCAUUGCUUACAUUGCACGAGUUCGCUGCAAAGUUUCUGAAAAUGAGGAUUCGUACCAUAGUCAGUGGAGCGAGUGGAGCCAGACAACAGUAUUUCAAAGACCAGGUGUACCAAAACUGUCUGAAAAGAUCCUAAAUACCAGAACUAUGCAGUUCUUGUUCAUUCCUCUGAGUUUUGGCACUCUACUCUAUUUAUUUUGGAACUGCAAGCUUUCUUCAAGGGCAAAAAGCCUCUCCUGCUUUAACAUUCCCACGCCAGCUGCUUUCUUUCAGCCACUCUAUAAUUUGCACAAUGGGAAUUUUAAGGACUGGGUUGGACCUAAUAAGACUUGUAGCCUACUUAGAAGAGAGGAGGCCAGCAACUCAAACAAAGUGACUGCAGAUGGAGUUUCUGAUCCAAACACCCAAGAACUGAUUUCCCAGAUCUCCUUGAAACCUGUGGAAAGCACAAAUCUGGUUGCUGCAGAAGAAAACUUUGUAUUUGCCUCAGGUCCAUGCCAGCAGUAUGUCACCAGCAGGUAUGUAAGAGCAGAAGAGGUAGAAGUGAGGCUGGGACUAUUGUUUGCACAAAACCAUGCUGAUGAUACAGCUGGCCUGAAAAUCUCUGAAAUAGUUAAAGUCAACCUUGAAAGCCCUAGCAUGGGAAGGAAUUAUCCCUCUCACUCACAGCAUGGAAAGGGUGACUUCAUUAUGCUUCAGGAAUCUUUGGAGAUAGGAAAUGUGUCCUUCAGCAGUAGUGACUAUUGUACCUUGUGUGACAAUGAUACCACAGGAGGUUUGAUUCCUGCUGAACCACUGAAGCUCUCCAAUGGUAAUAGUCUUGUCAAACAUCAGAAUGACCUUCCCUGA
Messenger RNA from Aptenodytes forsteri (emperor penguin), 1542 nucleotides. Its product is annotated as interleukin-9 receptor-like. The record is from RefSeq and is a predicted model, not a curated record. Gene Ontology annotation, molecular function: protein binding; cytokine receptor activity. Gene Ontology annotation, cellular component: membrane; external side of plasma membrane. NCBI's taxonomy places the organism in Eukaryota, Metazoa, Chordata, Aves, Sphenisciformes, Spheniscidae. Gene Ontology annotation, biological process: production of molecular mediator involved in inflammatory response; cytokine-mediated signaling pathway; immunoglobulin mediated immune response.